AGGAUGAUGUCCUACGGAGAGAGGCUGGGUGGCCCUGCUGUCUCUCCACUCCCAGUCCGCAGGGGGCACAUGAUGCAUGGGGCGACCUUUGCCUAUGUGCCCAGCCCUCAGGUCCUGCACAGGAUCCCAGGGACCUCCACCUAUGCCUUCCCCAGCCUGGGCUCUGUGGCCCUCACCGAGCACAGCUGCCCCUUUGGGGAGGUUCUGGAGCUCCAUGACCCGCUGCCUGCCAAGCUGACCCCAGAGGAGGAGCAGAAGCCAGAGCCAAGGCUGGCCCAGAAGCUGCGCCGGGCUGGUGUGAUGCUCCUCAAGGUGCCACUGAUACUCACUUUCCUCUACCUCUUUGUCUGCUCCCUGGACGUGCUCAGUUCAGCCUUCCAGCUGGCUGGAGGAAAGGUGGCUGGCGAUAUCUUCAAAGACAAUGCCAUCCUGUCCAACCCAGUGGCAGGGCUGGUGGUGGGCAUCCUGGUGACCGUGCUGGUACAGAGCUCCAGCACCUCCACAUCCAUCAUUGUCAGCAUGGUCUCCUCUGGCUUGUUGGAGGUGAGCUCUGCCAUCCCCAUCAUCAUGGGAUCCAACAUUGGUACCUCCGUCACCAACACCAUUGUGGCCCUGAUGCAGGCAGGGGACAGGACUGACUUCCGGCGGGCCUUCGCGGGGGCCACUGUGCACGACUGCUUUAACUGGCUGUCAGUUCUGGUCCUGCUGCCCUUGGAGGCUGCCACUGGGUACCUGUACCAUGUCGCUCGACUUGUGGUGGCCUCCUUCAACAUCCGAGGUGGCCAAGAUGCCCCUGACCUGCUUAAGAUCAUUACGGAGCCCUUCACUAAGCUCAUCAUCCAGUUGGACAAGUCCGUGAUUACUGGCAUUGCCAUGGGUGACGAGUCCCUGAGGAACCACAGUCUCAUCAGGACCUGGUGCCACCCAGACCCCAUGGAGGCCCCCACCCCCAUGCCCAGGGCAGAGGCCAACAUCAGCCGGACCCUCAGAAAUGCCACCAUGAAGAAAUGCAACCACAUCUUCGUGGACACAGGGCUGCCUGACCUGGCUGUGGGGCUCAUCCUUCUGGCUGGCUCCUUGGUGCUCCUGUGUACUUGCCUCAUCCUCCUCGUCAAGAUGCUCAACUCUCUGCUCAAGGGCCAGGUGGCCAAGGUCAUUCAGAACGUUAUCAACACUGACUUCCCCGCCCCCUUCACCUGGGCCACAGGCUAUUUUGCCAUGAUGGUGGGCGCCAGCAUGACAUUCAUUGUCCAGAGCAGUUCGGUGUUCACCUCAGCCAUCACCCCACUCAUCGGCCUGGGUGUGAUCAGCAUUGAGCGCGCCUACCCCCUCACGCUGGGCUCCAACAUUGGCACCACCACCACAGCCAUCCUGGCUGCACUGGCCAGCCCCCGGGAGAAGCUGUCCAGUGCCUUCCAGAUCGCCCUCUGCCACUUCUUCUUCAACAUCUCAGGCAUCCUGCUGUGGUACCCAGUGCCCUGCAUGCGCCUGCCCAUUCGCAUGGCCAAGACAUUAGGCAAACGCACUGCCAAGUACCGCUGGUUUGCCGUCCUCUACCUUCUGCUGUGCUUUCUGUUGCUGCCCUCAUUGGUGUUUGGCAUCUCCAUGGCAGGCUGGCGAGCCAUGGUAGGUGUGGGCGCACCCUUUGCGGCCCUGCUGGCCUUCGUGGUGCUCAUCAGCAUCCUGCAGAGUCGCAGCCCCAGGCACCUGCCCAAGUGGCUGCAGACUUGGGAUUUCCUGCCCCGAUGGAUGCACUCCCUACAGCCCCUGGACUGGCUCAUCACCCGCGCCACCCUGUGCUGUGCCAGGCCUGAGCCCCGCUCACCCCCACUGCCCCCCAGGGUCUUCCUGGAAGAGUUGCCCCCUGCCACACCCUCUCCCCGUCUUGCCCUGCCUGCUCACCACAAUGCCACCCGCCUCUAG
Messenger RNA from Molossus molossus (Pallas's mastiff bat), 1923 nucleotides. RefSeq names its product solute carrier family 34 member 1 (gene SLC34A1). Gene Ontology annotation, biological process: intracellular phosphate ion homeostasis; sodium-dependent phosphate transport. Gene Ontology annotation, cellular component: vesicle; apical plasma membrane; brush border. Gene Ontology annotation, molecular function: sodium:phosphate symporter activity. The coding region runs from base 4 to 1923 and encodes 639 amino acids. NCBI's taxonomy places the organism in Eukaryota, Metazoa, Chordata, Mammalia, Chiroptera, Molossidae. The record is from RefSeq and is a predicted model, not a curated record. The transcript is spliced from 12 exons.